AUGGUCUCUUCCUCCGACGUCCCGAGUCAUUUGUCCACUAGUUGGAAAGCCGCCGAAGCCCCUUCCCGACGUUCAUCUCCCCGUCUCUGCUCUGCAUGUGACGCUUGUCGUCAGUCUCGUGUUAAGUGUACAGGCGGUAAUCCAUGCCAACGUUGCGGGAACAAUGGUGCAAAUUGUCACUACAGUGUUUCGCUGCGGAAUGGAAGGCUGAAGGCGAACAGAGUGCAAAAGCCGGUUGCUCAAGCUUCACCUCCCUACAGCGGUUCUCCUACCGGCAGGCACAACCGCGGAAACUCGAGAGACCUGCACCUGAACGACAGUCUAAGUGCAAACACAGACACAAUAUCCGCUCCGCAGUCUGUCUCCAACGAUGGGUUGUCUUCAUGUGAUAAAAGUCCCUCCUUCACGGGGCCCUAUUUUGCAACUGGAUUGAACCACAGUUCCUUACUGCAAGUAUCAGCUGAUCUGAAUGUUCGCCACCCAUUCAGCACUCCAAUGGAUUCUAUAACCUCCAACUUGGUUCUGUCACGAGAUAUGCUUCUCGGCAUAGGCCUAGGUUCUGGCAGUUCUACAGAUGAUGAGUGGAGUUCUUCGACCGGAGUCUCUUGCUUUAAUAUGCCACCGAGCCCGCUCGACUUGGGUGGUCGGCCUCGUUCAGCUAGAUGUGCGUGUAUGAGGGCACAGCUGCUCUGCAUCGCUGAGCUAAGUGGGGCUCAAGAGGACAUUGACUAUAUGGUCCUGGGUUCCAUUCUUGAAUUAUCUCGUCAAACAUGUGAGCAAAUUAGACAAGAGCUGUCCUGUACGCUCUGUACAAAAGACUCAACCCGAUUUAUCAUGACCAUGGUCGCACUCCAACACCUUACAAACCUCUUCUGCAGGGUGGCCAAGAAUGGUGCAUGGUAUGUCUCUAAUGCACGGCUAGGCCUAGGGUCAUUUCGGCUGUCGGAGGAAGAGGACCGAGCACACAAGAGCCUACUCGUUGUCUCAUCUUUAGGUUAUGUAGAUGCAAUACUGGACCUCCUGGGAAGCUCGGUGCGAGAGUUUCACUACGCAGAAAUUGUGCAACAGAAGACUGGUGAAACAGCCACAGAGACGGGCCGUUCUAAUCUCAAAUGGACAAUGGAGAUGAUAUCCCGCUUGAGGAGUCAAGUCCAAACAAUGAUCAAAGUGAUAGGAGGGCUAGAUUGGGGACGCACCACGAGUGGUAUUCAGCAGGGAUACCGCGGGUUUCUGCUAUCGUCUUGUCCGACGAGUGGGCUGAUCGAAUCACCGUAUGACCCAUGGCUGGUCAAGCUACUUCCGAUCGACUUUCUGCCAAAGUGGUCAUAUCUGGGGGCCACUCAUCAUAUCUCCUGA
Molecule: messenger RNA, 1356 nt
Organism: Aspergillus bombycis
Lineage: Eukaryota; Fungi; Ascomycota; Eurotiomycetes; Eurotiales; Aspergillaceae
Product: Zn(II)2Cys6 transcription factor domain-containing protein
Exons: 3
Coding region: 1-1356 (451 amino acids)
Biological process (GO): regulation of DNA-templated transcription
Molecular function (GO): zinc ion binding; DNA-binding transcription factor activity, RNA polymerase II-specific
Source: RefSeq, a predicted model, not a curated record